Messenger RNA from Aspergillus fumigatus Af293, 4509 nucleotides. NCBI's taxonomy places the organism in Eukaryota, Fungi, Ascomycota, Eurotiomycetes, Eurotiales, Aspergillaceae. The record is from RefSeq and is a predicted model, not a curated record.
AUGAAUCCCGCAAACUUCCCCAAUGUUGGCGGGGGCAUGCCUGGCGGAGCCAAUCCGCACGGCCAGACACAGAUGCCGCAGAGAAAUGAAAAUGCAUCGGUUAUAAUGAACCAGGUGGCUCAGGCGCUUCAAGCCCAGGGUCCUUUUAGCGGUUGGAGGGCGGAAGUUCCGAUUAAAGACCGAGCUGUCAAGCCACGAAUUGAUUUUCAGAGCGCGGCUCAAGCUGCAAUGAGCUUUGAGCAGAAAGCAUUCAAAGACGCCAGGGAAAAAGCCGACUAUGAUAAGGAAUGCAACGAGAAGUUGAUCCACAUACGAGACACUAGAGCAAGACAAGCCGCAGUUAUGCAGAAUGGGAUGAUGCCCCAAGGGCCCGCAGCAGGUAUGCCUGGGGUAGGGCAGAAUGGGUUUCAGCAGUUGAACCGUCCUGUGCAGGCAUCUCCAAUGCCAGGCCAACAGCAGAUGCCGAUCGGCAUCAAUGAUCCUACACAACAAGCCGCAAUUCAACAGCGCCAACAGCAACAACAGCAGCAGCAGCAGUCACAACAACAGCAACAGCAGCAACAGUCGCAGCAGAAUCAGGCUAUGCUCCAGCAGCAACGUGUGCAACAACGGCCAGGCGGCAAUGCUUCCCUGCCUGACGAUCUCAAUACCCUCUCGGCUCAAGAAUAUGAACAUGUCUGUCGGAUAGCCAAUCAAAUCCUUGCUAAAACGCCUCCGGAAGACAUGGAGAAAAUCCGCAUGAACCUACAGAAUAUGACACCGGAACAAAGACAAUACCUUACCCGAAAGAACAUGGAUCCGAUUACGUACUUCUUCCGUUGCCAGGCUUUGAAUCAACUCAGAAGGCAUAAACGGAACCGCAUGGAAAUGGCACGAGCGCAGAGCGCCGGUGUCGAUCCCAAUGGGGCCAUGAUGACAGAUCCCAUGAUGAAUCCGCAGCAGCGACAGAUCUUUCAGAAUAUGAUGACCUUUCAGCGCAAUUCGGGAUUUCCCAUGGGCAACCAACAGAGCCUUGAUCCGUCGUCGUUCAUUGGUAACGUGGAAAAUAUCCAGGGCCAGCAAGCGGACGGGUUGCGUUCCCAAGAAGCAGGCCAGCUCGUGGUGCCUGCCAGUUCUUCCCAAAUGAAUCAACAGCCAUACACUGCUCCUCAGAACAUGUUUCAAGUGGGCCAGCAGAUGGGUCAAGGGGGUCAGACCAACCUCAAUGGCGCCUCUAUCAGCCCUCAGUUUCUCGCGGCACAGCACCUGCAGAAUCCUCAGAACGUCCAGCAGGAUCGAAAUCAGCAGGCGGCACAGUUCCAGCCUCAGCCCCAAGCGCAAACCCAAGCGCAAGCACGAGCUCAAGCAGCCCAGAAAGCGCAAAUGGCGAUAUCGCAAGCAGGGCAGGCUAAUCCACAAAUGCAGCAACAACUAUCUCAAAGCCCCGCUAUGCCGAUGUUGAACCGUCCCAUGCCGCCUGGGCAGAUGUCCCCAAGGCAAGUGGCUGCACAAGUCCGGCCGCCGUCGCGGGCUCCCGGGAUGGGACAACAGCCCAAUGGCGUGCAGGGUCUUGCAGGACAGCCCGGAAUGCAAAGUCGACCCCAGAUUCCCCCUGGUCUGCCACCCGCGGCGCACGAACAGCUGGCUCAAAUGACCCCUGAACACCUCAAUGCUUUUCUUUUAAAUCAGCAGCGCCGUGCUCUCGCAAAUAACCAAGCUCUCGCAAGAGCAAAUGCUGGUCAGCAACCGUUGCCCAUGCAGCAGAAUUUGUCGCAACCCGGCCAGAAUCAGCAGAUGGUGAACAAUCAGAUGGGUAAUAAUCAGAACAUGCGCGCGUCUCUCGGACUGCAACAGCAACUGGCCGGAAUGAACAAUGGACAAAUGCCCAAUCAGAUGCUCGCGGGGCAGCAGAUGUCGGCUCAGCAACGGCAACAACAACAGAGGCAGCACGACUUGUACAAACUGCAACUUCUGCGGCAGCAGAGUGGGAGCAUAGAGAUGACGCCUGAUCAGGUCAAGGAGAUGGAUCGCAUUCAAUUCCCUCCUGCGAUCCUAGCUAACAACCCGAAUAUGGUUUCCCCAGUCCCGAAGCAUAUCAAGACCUGGGGUCAGUUGAAACAAUGGGUGGCCGCAAACCCGCAAGCUCUUGGGGGAGUUGAUUUGCAGAAACUCAUGACUUUGCAGAAGCUACAUCUUGCCCAGAUUGUAGCUCAAGGGAAAGAAGGAGCCGUCCGUAACGUAGAUCAGAAUGGCCAGGGCAACUGGGGACAGAUGAUGACUUUCCAGGGACAGCCCCAGCAGUUUGUGAAUCCACAAGCGUUUCAGGCGGGCCAGCAGCAAGUACCAAUGAACAUGCCGGCGUUGAGGCCGGUCACCGCCACUGAAAUCCAAAUGGCUCGCCAGCGCUUGGGUGCUCAAGUGGCCAACUACUCCGACGACCAGCUCCGCGAGAUCAUCCUUCGGAACAGGCAGAAACAACUGAUGCAGAUGGCCCAAAGCCGAGCAGCCCAGGCUUUAGCCGCGCAGAAUAUGAACCAAAACCAGCAGAACCAAACGGUGCAACAGCCUCCAUUGUCAGGCCCUUCUACCAAUCCUCAGGCAAAGCAGGGUCCUCAGCAGCCCACCCCACCUCAAAACCAACAAAACCAAACUGUCAAGGCUCAAAAUACGGCGGCUGCGAAGGGUGUAAAGGGCUCGGCUCCCAAACAGGGCACCAAGCGCAAAUCAGCCGCUGAUGAGCCUACAGAAGCCCAAGCAGCACCAGUCUCAAAGACAGCCCAGCCCACUACUACUCAAGGAGGAGUAUCGGCGCCGCCUUCUAGACCCAAUAUGACUAUCACGCCCGAGCAACUGGCUGCAAUGACCCCUCAGCAGCGCAUGCAGUUAGCGCAAAUGCGUAGACAACAAGGUCAACAACGGCUUCCGAUCAGUCGAGCAGCGGCGGAGGAAGCAUGGAACAACCUACCCGAGAAGAUUCGACAGCUCUACAACGAUAUUGCGAAGAAUGCGCCUGCAGCGGAACCUGUUGCCCUUUCACCGGAGCAGAAAGCUGCCAUGACCCAGCAACUUCGUGAAUGCACCGACAUGCUUGGUAGAAUGGACACUCUUGCCCAAUGGUUCUCAAAAAUCCCUGGCCAGGAGAAGAACGUUCGCAGUUUACUUGCAAUGUUUACCAUUGCUCCAGAAUAUCUUAGCGGCACCAUCAAUUACAUCCGGAAGCUGUUCCACGCUAUGAUCACUCGGGUGAACCAACAGCAAAAUCAACCUCCUGGCCACCGGCCGAGUAGCGUGCCACAAGGAUCCUCUACCAUGCCGCAGCCCAAUCAAAACAAUAUGCCUGCUCUAAAUGCAAGUAACUUGCAGCAGCUUCAACAACAGGAAGAGGCUCUCCAGCGAGCCCGAAGAGCCUCAAGCCAGGCCGCUUCGGCAACAUCUGCAGUGCCGCAGCCACCUUUUGGAGCGCCAUCUCCCCAAGGAGUUCCACACGUUUACGGUCCGGGAAGCAUUCCGCCCGAGAAGUUGAAGAUUCCUCCUUCGAAGAAAAGGAAGCAGUCUCAUCCUGGCGGGACUCCAACCCAAGGUCAAGCUCCUGGCACACCAGUCUCGAAGUUGCAGGCGGCUAAGCAGGCCGUGCCUGAGGCUAAGCCAGCUGGUCUAGUCCUGGGUGGCCCAUUCAAGUGCAGCGUUAUUGAGUGUCAGUAUCACCAUCUCGGGUUUGCGACUCAGGAUGCACUUGAUAAGCAUGUCGGAGAAAGCCACAAGGUGGAGGAGCCGAUCAACGAUCCUCUCGAGUUUGCCAUUGAAAGCUUCCACACUAGUCUUGUGAAGGACGAAGAGGGAGCCCAACCUCAGGAUCUCACGAAGGACCUUCUUACCACCGGUAUCGUUUCGUCUUCCGCAAAGCAUGAAGUCAAGGGUGAACCAAUCGCUCCUAAUACCCCCGGUGUGGGUCGCGCGCCCGGACCCCUUGGCACUAAGCCCGCUUCUCCUGGUUCGACUCAGCAGACUCCUCGUACAACUGCGGCCAAAGUUCCCACCUUGUCGGCGCUCAAGCCAAGCCCGAGUAAGGAUGGUAAGAAGGAAACUGUAAAGCCGGUGGAUCAGUCUGCGCCAUCUGCUGCAGUUACCAAGGAUCCUUGGGCAGAUAGCACCAUUUCUCUCGAGGCCAUUCAAGAUACGUUCAUGGAUUUCGGCGGCGAUUCAGGAUUUGGCUUUGGGUCUAUGGAUGAGUUCAUCAACCCUGAAAUGUUCGCCAAUGCGCAGUCUGAGGAUACUCCCGACUCUGUCGAAACCGGCGUUGCGACGCAGACGCCAAAGGAUAGCGAGGUCCCAAAGAUCCAAGAUGCUAGCGGCAAGUUUGAUGUCUCUGAUGAUAGCUGGAUCCCGAUGGACUGGAUCAACGUUCCUUCACGUUUUGAAGACGCGCUCGUGGUUAAUGACUCUUGGGAGAAUUUCGACUGGGGUACAGUUGAGCUGAACAACGGGGCCAUGACUGUUGACGACAACGGCAUUGCCAUCUAUGCCAUGUAA